Molecule: messenger RNA, 776 nt
Organism: Lagopus muta (rock ptarmigan)
Lineage: Eukaryota; Metazoa; Chordata; Aves; Galliformes; Phasianidae
Gene: MRPS14
Product: mitochondrial ribosomal protein S14
Exons: 3
Coding region: 86-460 (124 amino acids)
Biological process (GO): translation
Cellular component (GO): ribosome; mitochondrial small ribosomal subunit
Molecular function (GO): structural constituent of ribosome
Source: RefSeq, a predicted model, not a curated record
UCUCAGGCAGGGCGAGGAGCAGCACCGAGCCCCGCCCCGCAGGCAGCUGCUGCGCAGGCGCGGUUCGGCCCCGCGCCCCGACAAGAUGGCGGCGUCCACGCUGUGCUGGGCGCUGAGGGCCGCUCGGCAGGUUCUCCCAAGCCAAACGCGGGGCUACUAUGUGGACUGGAGGAUGCUGCGCGAUGUCAAGAGGAGGAAGCUGGCCUACGAGUACGCGGACGAGCGGCUGCGGAUCAACGCCAUCCGGAAGAACACCAUCCUGCCCAAGGAGCUGCAGGAAGUGGCUGAUAGAGAGAUUGCUGCCUUGCCCCGGGACAGCUGCCCUGUGAGGAUCCGAAAUAGGUGCGUCCUGACGUCCCGCCCUCGGGGGGUGAAGCGGCGUUGGAGGCUUAGCAGGAUUGUUUUCCGCCAUUUUGCUGACCAUGCUCAGAUGUCUGGGAUACAGAGGGCCAUGUGGUAGUUCACUGCAUGGAUAUAUGUUCAGACAGAAAACACAAGACAGGCUCAGUUUGCAAGUUCAGUUAAAACAGACUCCUGUGUGUAAGUCCAGCAUCAAACUGAUGCAGGAUGGAAAAAAAGCCACACUGACUCAUUUACUGGAUUGUGCUUGGGAUCAGCUCACUGACAAGCAGCAGCAUAACUAUGCUAAGCCAGUCUGUGUAAGAAGCAGUUUUAUUUUGAGGGGAGGGGGGAAUAAAAUCAAUCACGUUGUUGCAGAACUGAGCUGAGGUCUGUGAUGGGUAACAUUUAAAAUAAAGACAUAUAGCAAAGGUUCA